GACGGUCUUAUUUUAUAUUUUCAAAAAUCAAGUCAGCUGCAUAAUAAAACAAGGCUCUGAAAAGCCCCAAAUUAUUACAAAAUGUACCUUACGCGAUUUACUCGGCUGGUUGUACAAGGAAAUUACAAAAAUGGAACAUUUAUAUCAAAGAGAACAGCAACCACAACACCGAGCGGAGCUAUACUUCCAGAACCCGAAAAGACUCCUUUUGGUAUUUUAAGUGUGGUGGGCGCGGUGAUCCCUGGACUUCUUAUUGGCGCAGCUAUAAGUAAAAAUAUUGCUAACUUCUUAGAAGAAAAUGAAUUAUUUGUUCCUUCCGAUGACGAUGAUGACGACGAUUAGAUGAACUAAUUUAUUAUGAGCAAUCUCGAAUUGUCUUAAUAUCUUAUAUCUCUAUCAAAUGCGGGUAAAAAAACAUUUUUCUCAUUGUUAUGUCAUUUAUUCAGAUGGUUACAAAGGUUUAUAAAAUAUAUUUGUGCUUUUAACACAAUUUUAGCAAAAUUAUAUUCAGUAUGUUACAAAGCAUCACACACACAUUAUAUACACUUAGUUCUACUUGACAAAAUAUUUGUAUAUUUACAAUAGUAAUAGUUCUUAUUGUAAGAUUGUUCUUUAAAGGGCCUAUCGUAACUGUCUGUAACAUAAGCUAGUCAAUCAUUUUAUUAAUAAAUUAUAUUUGUAUUGCAAAUUAUGUUUACUUAAAGAUAUAAUUACUUGUGCUUAAUUUUAUAAGUAAAAGUGACAAAUAAAGAUGAGAUGGCAUA
This is a messenger RNA of Pieris napi, 764 nucleotides long. It is a transcript of the gene EMRE, whose product is annotated as essential MCU regulator, mitochondrial. The coding region runs from base 82 to 342 and encodes 86 amino acids. Gene Ontology annotation, biological process: calcium import into the mitochondrion; mitochondrial calcium ion homeostasis. Gene Ontology annotation, cellular component: mitochondrial inner membrane; uniplex complex. The record is from RefSeq and is a predicted model, not a curated record. NCBI's taxonomy places the organism in Eukaryota, Metazoa, Arthropoda, Insecta, Lepidoptera, Pieridae. The transcript has a single exon.